This is a messenger RNA of Triticum turgidum subsp. durum (durum wheat), 345 nucleotides long. The record is from the annotation of a GenBank genome assembly. Lineage: Eukaryota; Viridiplantae; Streptophyta; Magnoliopsida; Poales; Poaceae.
AUGGCGGCGGCCGGCUCGAGCGAGCCUGGCGCGGCAGGCGGAAGCAGCGGGGAGCGGCGGAUGCGGGUAUUUUCGUCCUCGCCAGUUACAGUACAAUUCCUAGGUUUGGUCAAUGUCUCUGGAGCUAUGAAUGAUGUUGUGCACAUCCAAAUCCAAGCAAUGCUGUUCCAUCUUACUGAUCUCGUGCAGAAUCUCCGUUUAGCUCAUUGCUACAUCUCCAUUCUGCUCGUCGGGCCUCGUCAAGGUUAUGUGCAGUGUGUCUGUGCCAUUAAAGAAUUUAAUAUUUCUUUGAACUUCUGGCCUAGAGAUUUAUUUCAUUUGGUCAAACUGGUUCCGAACUUCUGA